Molecule: messenger RNA, 1675 nt
Organism: Pseudomyrmex gracilis
Lineage: Eukaryota; Metazoa; Arthropoda; Insecta; Hymenoptera; Formicidae
Product: multiple inositol polyphosphate phosphatase 1-like
Exons: 8
Coding region: 18-1454 (478 amino acids)
Molecular function (GO): inositol phosphate phosphatase activity; acid phosphatase activity
Source: RefSeq, a predicted model, not a curated record
GCAACAACUCUACAAUAAUGCGCAAUAAUUCGUUACUGCUGGUCAUAUCGCUACUGAUUUUUUCGAGCGUUUACGUGUUUACGCGCGAUGUCGAUUUCUGCUUUGCGGACGAAGAUGAUCCGUAUCUGUACAUGGCAACGAAGACUGCCUAUCAUUUUGUUCACGGCGGCAAAACCCGAUUUCAAACUAUACCGCACUGUCGACCGGUGCAGAUCUGGAUGGUUGCUGCACAUGGUACAAGGUGCCCAACUCGCGACGAAAUUGACAAGAUUGUCGGAUUGACCAGUCUUAAGGAGCAAAUAAUCCAUAAUCACGAUGUACGUGGCGAUGGUCACAUGUGUAAUCGUGAUCUAGAAAAUCUACGAAGAUGGUAUCCAAAUGCUUACUUGGUGCCGGAACGGGCAGAAGUUUUGACGCCGCAAGGGGUGGAGGACAUGAAGCUACUUGCCAGAAGAUUGCAGAGCAACUUCCCGGAGUUGUUGCAACCUAACGACAGCAAUAUCACAGCUACCAAUUACAAAUUUCAAACUGCCGGAGCACGUGAGAGCCUGAUGUCUUUUAUGGAGGGUUUAUUUGGAAGCAGACACGCCGUAUCUUACGAAGAGACUUCCAAUAAUGACACUUUACUUACUACAUAUAAAACAUGCGCUUUGUGGGAAAAUGUAAAAAGCGAGGAUCAGUCGACUAAAAGUACGGAACGUAACAACUUCGAAAACGGAUCGGAAUUUCAGAAUCUUUUGAAAAAUGUCAGCCGACGGCUCGGUUUUAAAUACGAUAUUUCUAUUGACUUAAUCAAUGCUAUGUAUGACACAUGUCGAUACGAGAAAGCUUGGACCGUUACCACACUUUCACCUUGGUGCGCCGUUUUUAGCAAGGAAGAACUUUAUAUUCUAGAAUAUAGAGAGGAUCUCGAUUAUUAUUACAAAGCUGGCUACGGACGGGACAUCAAUGCUCGAUUGGGAUGUCCUUUAUUGCACGAUAUGAUGAAACACUUCUGGAAUAUAGCACAUAACAAAAUCUCGGAAGAACCAACUGGCAUCUUUUACUUUAGUGAUGUAGUCGCUUUGCAAAAUCUGCUGACCAUAAUAGGCAUAAAUGAAGAUCAUGACCAAUUGACUGCCUACAACUUCAGAGACAUGGCAAAAAGACAAUGGCGCACAUCUUUGAUAUCUUCUUUUGCUGCAAAUCUUGUAGCAGUAUUUUACAAAUGCAACGAAGGCUUUAAUCGUAAUAAAGUAAUGUUCUAUCUGGCUGAAAAAUUGGUACGAUACAAUGGCUGCCAAGUAGGUCUUUGCGAUUGGGAGUUUCUCAAAGGGCAAUUUAGUCAACUUGCACAUAAUUGCAAGUUAGACGUUUGCUGGGAACCGAAUAAAGCAUCUUCUAGCUUAUCGAGCUAUGUAAUUAUUUUACUAACGUGUUUCUCUCUAGUCCAUGGUCUUGCAAGCUAUCAUUAACUAUAAUAUAAAUAAUACUAGUCUUGGUCUUUACUCUUCAAUGAUAUAUCAAAUGUUAAAUUGUAAACUGUUACGAUAAUAUUAACGUUAAUUAGGUAUUUAAACGUGAACACCACGCGUCACAACAAUCAUUAAAUAUGUAUUACUAUAUGUCAGUAACAGUAAUAGUAUAUUUUAUCAUACUAUAAGAAAAAAUAACACACAUAUGUAUUGCUUUUACA